AUGGCAAGCGAGCCUGCAUUUCUGACGAGCCUCCCGGUCGAGCUCAUGGUUAACGUGGCUGAAGCCAUCUCGCCCUCGGAUCUCCUCAGUCUCAGGUCAGCCUGCCGCGAUACCGCUGCGAAGACCCAUGACAUCUUUCUACGGACUCACUUCAGAGACAAAUGCUUCAUGAUAUCCAACAAAGCCUCGAUGAGCACAUUGCUGCAGAUCUCCAAGAACGAAAUUCUUGCACGCUCCAUCAGACGACUGUGCUUUUUCUCCACUCGUCUAAUCCACGUGACAAGGCUGGAGCACAGACAGAAUGCCAUUAAGGAGCUUUGUGCACUCGAUUCAGUCAGUCCAGUCCGAAGAUCGCAGGCAGACAAGCGCAGGCCGCCGUACGAGGCUUUCGAAGCCGGGCAACAGGCAUUUGUUAGACGUGAUUGCAUGGACGUCUUGACAGAAAUCUUUCUCAACUUUGCGGAAAUCGGCAGCACCCCAGCGUCGACUUUGUCAAACCUGAGCGCAAGAUUGCAAGAGGAGGAUCUCAUGAAUCUUACCAACCUCGAUCAGUUUCUCGCAGACGUCCGGCCAUGGGGUUACCAGGUUCUUUGCAAGAUCUUCAAGACUCCGCGAUAUUCCACAGCGUACCAUCGAGACCACGCUGAUCACAUCAAUGUGUACAAGGCCCUCUUGAGUGCCAGAUAUCCAGUGCAGGCGCUCACGCUUGGCGAUGUGGAUAUGCCGUUCAACGUGCACAUGUUGGCUAUCCGAGACAGCUCGUUCCUGUCGAACUCUCUGCGCCUUCUCAAGCUCAAAGUCCUUUUUCCGCGAGGCCUCGGCGCCCAUCCUACCGGCGGAUAUGCCAGAGCCGGUCUGAGUGCCUCGGUCCACUUCCUUGCUGGUGCUCACAGCCUUGAGUCUCUGGUCCUGGGAGUCUCGUACACCCCUUUCACGGAUCCAGCCAUGAAAGGUCCCAUCUUCAAAUAUAUCUCAACCAUGGCGUAUCCGGACGGCACACGGAUCGUCAUCACAGCGGACGCACAGAUGCUGCCAAAGCUGAAGACACUCGAACUCCAAGAUCAUGACGACCUCGAUCUCCACACACUCCUGUCUUUCUUGCGCGAGCGCAGGCGCACUUUGACCGCUCUAACUUUGGACAGCGUGUAG
Messenger RNA from Saxophila tyrrhenica, 1149 nucleotides. RefSeq lists its product as uncharacterized. NCBI's taxonomy places the organism in Eukaryota, Fungi, Ascomycota, Dothideomycetes, Mycosphaerellales, Extremaceae. Gene Ontology annotation, molecular function: protein binding. The record is from RefSeq and is a predicted model, not a curated record. The transcript is spliced from 2 exons. Bases 1 to 1149 code for a protein of 382 amino acids.